Messenger RNA from Galdieria sulphuraria, 1829 nucleotides. RefSeq names its product carotenoid cis-trans isomerase, CrtH-like protein. The record is from RefSeq and is a predicted model, not a curated record. NCBI's taxonomy places the organism in Eukaryota, Rhodophyta, Bangiophyceae, Galdieriales, Galdieriaceae. The coding region runs from base 32 to 1807 and encodes 591 amino acids. Gene Ontology annotation, molecular function: oxidoreductase activity. The transcript is spliced from 6 exons.
UCUUUUUGUAGGACUAACGUUACAGAUGCACAUGAAUACACUGAGGACAGUUUUUCCAACUUUGUUUGGAAAUAAACUGCAGUUGGCUUUUCGUAGAAGUGCGAGUCAGACACCUAUAGAGAAAACCCACUGGGAUGCGAUCAUAAUAGGAGGAGGCCAUAAUGGAUUAGUUUCUGCUGCAUAUUUGGCUAAAAAGGGAGCCAAGGUGUUGGUAUUGGAAAGGAGAAAGGUUUUGGGAGGUGCAGCUGUAACGGAAGAGCUUAUUCCAGGAUUUCAGUUUAGUCGUGCGAGCUAUGUACAAAGUUUGUUGCGCCCACAAAUUGUCAAGGAACUGAAACUUUCGAAACACGGCUAUUCCGUCCUCGCAAGAAACCCUUCGAGUUUUACACCGCUCUCGGACGGAAAAAAAUAUCUAUUUCUCAGCCCUGAUGUGGAAUUUUGUAAAGAACAAAUAAGCAAAUUCUCCAUUGAAGAUGCCAUGAGAUAUCCGCAGUACUUGCACUGGCUCUCGAAACUAUGUCGACUGGUAGAACCUUUUUUUGAUGAGGCUCCUUAUGAUGCAUUGUAUAACGAUAUAUCCAGUCUGUCUCUUGCCGAAAGAUGGUCUUCAUCUCGUGCUGGUUUUCAUUUAUUGCGAGAAUCGCUUUCUAGUCGAAAGGAGAUGACGGAGUUUUUCGAGCUUCUGUUUUCCAACUCUUCAAAAAUGCUCAAACGUUGGUUCCAUUCUGAACCCUUGUUGUCCACUCUAGCCACGGAUUCUGUUAUAGGUACCAUGGCUGGUCCUGACACUCCAGGUACAGGCUAUGUUUUAUUGCAUCAUGUGCUUGGAGGCGAUUGGUCCUAUGUGAAAGGAGGAAUGGGUUCCCUUUCUGAGUCUCUUGCCUCUGUUGCAAUUGAAGCUGGAGCUGUUAUUCAAACAGAUACACCCGUAAAGUCUAUAUUAGUGGAUGAAAUACAACGAAAAGUGAAAGGAGUAGAGACCUUAGAUGGACAAAGUAUACUUGGUCGAUGUGUCCUUUCUAAUGCAGAUCCCAAGCGUACCUUCUUAACUUUAUGUCCAAAGGGCAGCUUACCUGAUAAUUUUGUCUCUAAAAUACAAAAUUUGGAUUUCCGUUCUCCCGUUUUCAAAAUCAACGUUGCAUUGAAGAAAUUACCUCAUUUUCGUUGUUUUCCAAAACGUCAAACAUUUGAAGGGGAACCCACAACUCUUGCUGCAGGACCUGAACACAAGGGAACAAUUCACCUCGGCAGCGAUAACUUGGAUAUGAUUGAAAAGGCUUACAAAGAUUGUUCUGCACACCAUCGACCAAGUGCUGUUCCCAUUGUCGAAAUGACUAUACCUAGUGCGAUAGAUCCCACAUUGGCUCCUCGAGGCCAGGCAGUGGCAGGAUUGUUCGUGCAAUAUGUUCCAUACAAUGCGCCAUGGGAAGAUGUAAACUUUAAAAAAGCUUUCGUUGAUCGAGUUUUUUCGAUGGUUGAGGAUUAUGCACCUGGGUUUAUCGAGAGCAUUAUUGGCUAUGAUGCUUUGUCUCCCAAAGAUUUGGAGCGUGUAUUUGGGCUAACCGAAGGAAAUAUCUUUCAUGGCUCCAUGUCUUUAGAUCAGUUAUAUUCUUUGAGGCCAGCAGCUGGAUAUUCUCGUUAUCGAACACCUAUUUCUGGUUUGUAUCUAUGUGGAAGUGGAGCUCAUCCAGGUGGAGGUGUUUCAGGUGCUCCUGGAAGAAAUUGCUCCAAAGUGGUAUUGAGAGACUUGAAAAGAAAUGCAGAAGGUGCUUCUUUGCAAAUGGCGCUCUCAUUUUGGAGGCGAUAGAAAUAAAUUUUCAUUAUGACAC